CAGAUGAUUGACAGUCAUCCGCGGUAUCGGAUAUGAGAGGAUAUGAGAGGACGUGAGAGGCUCGCUAGUUUGUAAAUAAUGGACUUCUUUAACCGUGGGAUGGGGAAUAGUAUUGUGCUAAGACAACCAAAUAGGAUGUUUAUUAUCUGAUGGCACCAUCCAUGGAUUACCGGCUUACCACAAUGUCACGGGGACGGAAGUGCACGUGGACAGACAAGGUUGCCACCUGGUGGUUACUUGUUGUCAUCGCCAGCACUCUCCUCCUCCCUGGCAAUGGCGCCUCCACAUCGGUCACCAAGGAAACAUUCAAAUUCACCCAAGAUACAUACAAUGUGACAAUACAUGAAAACUUCCUGGCAAAAACUUAUACGAUGCCGGAAUCAUCGCGGAUGGGUAUCGUGGCGUAUGACCCUAACUUAGAAAUUCGCUUCCGGGUUAUUUAUGGCAAUGAACAUGCAUUUUUUAAGGCCGAAGAAAAGCAGAUUGGCGAUUUCUGUUUUUUGCAAAUUCGAACGCGGACAAAUAUCAACGAUGUCUUGAAUCGCGAAAGUAAAGACAAAUUUCAUCUAACAGUGAAAGCGAUUGGUCGAUUAAACUCAGGUGAUGUUGAGCCGUUUGAAACCCGCGCUCAAGUCAUUGUUAAAGUUUUAGAUCGGAAUGACUUGAUGCCGUUAUUUUAUCCCACAGAAUAUAGUACGGAGAUUGGUGAGGAUAAACAGCUGCAUAGUACGAUCGUGCAAGUGACGGCAUCUGAUGCCGACGAGGGCAUCAAUGGCGACAUCUACUAUAGCUUUCAUAAGAAAACAAACAUGUUUGCUAUUCAUCCAACAAGUGGCACAAUCACUCUGACACGCCCCCUGGAUUACUCCGAGCAAAACUAUUAUGAACUUGACGUGUUAGCGAGAGACCGAGGUGCUAAAGUCUUCACUAGUGGAAUCUCCUCAAUGAGCAUGGCGAAAGUGAAAAUCCGUAUUGUGCGUGUUAAUAAGUAUGCUCCAGAAAUAAACGUGAAGCGCAUGACAUUGAUUCCAGAUGACAUAAAGCCGGGCACGGUGUGUGCCGUUGUGACGGUUAUUGAUCGGGACACCGGGCAAAAUGGCGAAUUGAAUGUCGUCCAUAUCAUGCAUGGUGACCCUGAUGGACAUUUCAAUCUCAUCCAAGUUCAGAGAGAUCAGUUUAGCCUGGAAGUUGCUCGACCUCUUGAGAGGGAGGUGACACCCGUUUACAAUCUAACAAUCCAAGCGAUUGAUAAGGGGAUGCCUCCUCAGACGGCUACUGUCAGUUUAUUUGUCAAUUUGAAAGAAUCUCACCACUCAGUUCCAAAGUUUGAUAGGAAAUACACGAUGAGUGUUGAUGAAAUUAUUCCUGUGAAUACUCCAUUAUUAUUUGUGAACGCCUCUGGUCCGAACAUCUUGAAGGAAGACGUAACAUAUGAAAUCACAGGUGGGAAUGUAAACAAUUACUUCAAGAUGAAUAUGAACACAGGUUUGAUCUCUUGCGCAAAUCCUUUAGAUUAUGAGAUGGUCAAAAACAUGACUUUACAAGUUACCGCGUGGGAUAGGAGUAAUCUGUUGCUACCAAAACAUGCCAUGACCAACGUAAGCAUUGCUAUCAAGGAUUAUAACGAUAAUACUCCAAUUUUCAACUCUUCCAAUGCUGUGGUGAGUUUUGAGGAAAAUCGCCCAGUUGGUUCAUUCGUGCAUCAAGUGGCUGCAUUUGACCUUGACGAAGGUGACAAUGGCUACAUCACCUACAGCAUUGCCAACCUCAAUCCAGUUCCAUUUGAAAUUGACUACUUCUCUGGUAAAAUAAUGUCCAAACAAGUCCUCGAUUAUGAGGUUGGGAAGCGAACAUUUCAACUUGUUAUCCGUGCAUCUGAUUGGGGGAAGCCGUUCCGGCGAGAAGCAGAGACAACAGUGACAAUCAAAGUUAAGGACGUCAAUGACCACAAGCCUCAGUUUGAGAAAGUCGACUGUCAUGGCUACCUGUCACGUGAAGCACCGAUUGGAACGGAACUUGUUGUGGCAUCGGCCAUUGAUUUUGAUACCGGAAGCAUCAUCAGUUAUCGCAUUGUUUCUGGUAACAAUGGCGAUUGCUUCAAAGUCAACUCAGCCACUGGAUCCUUAAAGCUGAACUGUGAUCUAAAAGAUAACAAGGAGGAGAUGCUACACAUUCAGAUCACAGCGACAGAUCAAGUGAAUGAGGCAGACCCUAUCUUUGUCAAUGUUACUCUCGUCAACAACAACCGCAACCACCAGUUGUCAAACAAUGAUGUUAACAUCCAGUGUACGGAGACUCACGUGACAGAGGAGCUGAGUAAGCUGCUACAAGAAUCAUCCACUGUGAAUGGUGAUAUACUCAAGGAGGUGGAAGAGAGGAAACACAUGGACACCUCUGAUCAUUACAAUACAAACAACAAUGCCCCAGAGUUCCGUGCAGGGCUGCCAAACCUUGUUCAGAUAUUGGAAAAUAUACCGAUCGGUGCAUCAAUCCUGACCCUGGAAGCUCAUGACAAGGACCCAGGUUACAACGGCAAACUCAUUUACGUCAUUAACGCGGGAAACAUCGAUGGCUGUUUCAAAAUUGACACAUACACUGGCGAAUUGAAAGUUUUUGCGAAAAUUGACCGAGAAAUUCAGGACAAGUAUCACCUGAAUGUGACUGUGUCUGAUCUCGGUGAACCACAGCUGUCAACUGAUAAAAUGAUCACGAUUGAGAUCGAGGAUGUGAAUGAUUGCGCGCCGCAAUUUACCAUGAAGGAAUAUGAGGUGAUUAUUUCGGAGAACUCAGUGAUUGGAACGACAGUUGUUCAGGUUUCAGCAGAGGACCAAGAUCUUGGUGAGAACUCGAUGAUAAUGUACAUGUCGAUGAAUGAUAUGUCACAGUUCACCAUCAGCACCAUCAGCGGUAUCAUCACUGUGGCAGGGCCGCUUGAUCGUGAACGCCAGGCUGUUCACGUCUUGCAUAUCAAAGCGUCCGAUGGAGCACAUGACAACCCACUCACAGCUAUUGCUAAGGUCACUGUUACCUUGACGGAUGUAAAUGAUAAUGCACCGAAAUUCACCCCGCCGAACUAUCUUAUCAAAGUUCGGGAAGAUCUGCCCAUUGGUGCUGUUGUAACGAUCCUCAGCGCCCAUGAUCCGGAUAUGAAUGAGGGCGGGUUACUCACCUACAAACUGCUCCGUGGUACGUUUGAUAAGUUUGACAUCGAUCGCCAAACAGGAGUGAUACGCAUUGCUGACAAACUGGAUUACGAAACGCAACAAUUAUACAACAUCACUGGAUUAGCCCGAGAUCACGGCAAGCCAUCGAUGUCUGUCACGUGUCAGAUCAUUAUUGAGGUGAUUGAUGUAAACGAGAACAUGUAUGCACCCAAGUUUCCGUACCAGGUGACCGAAGGCUCUGUCAAGGAGAACCUGCCCAUCGGGAGCAGUGUGAUGAAGGUGACCGCCAAGGAUUACGACAAGGCCAAGCAAGACGGAGAGGUUGUCUACUCCAUCCGUGAUGGCACAGGUCUUGGUGUGUUCACCAUCGAUAACGAGGGCUACAUAAAAACCAAUGAAAUCCUCGAUCGCGAAACCACACCUUUCUAUUGGCUGACGGUGUAUGCACAAGAUCGGGCCGCAGUGCCACAAUCAUCCUCAAUCCAGGUUUAUGUUGAAGUUGAGGAUGAAAACGAUAACAUCCCACAAGCAGAACAGCCUGUCUACUACCCCUCAGUGUUCGAAAAUAGUGACCCUGGGAGCACGGUUGUUCAAGUCCGGGCAUACGAUAUGGAUUAUAACCCAAGUCAACGUCUCACCUACGAGAUUACUGGUGGGAAUCCACAGAGUUUCUUCAGUAUCAAUGGGAAUACUGGAGUCGUAUCAACAACAAGAAGGAGGUUGAACAGAGAAAGGCAGCAGGAGCACAUUCUUGAGGUCACAAUCAAGGACAAUGGAACACCCCUCCUUACCUCAACCGCUCGCGUCGUUGUCAAGGUAGGCGAUGUCAACGACAAUGCACCAGAGUUCAAUGAACCCGUCUACAGGUUCCGUGUACCUGAAAUCGACAGCACACAGUUUGGAACUCCGCUAGGCCGGGUGAUCGCCUUCGACAAGGAUGCAGAUAACAAUGCCGAGAUCGACUACAUUGUGAGGGCCGGCCGCGGAAAGUUUACAGUUGGCACGAAGACAGGGAUUAUCUAUGCAAAGAGAGAGCUGCGUGCUGGCAAGCCAUUCAGUAUCAAUGUUCGCGCAAGUGACAAUGGUCGUCCCCAGCGUAAGAGCUCAGUCACGGUCCUCAUCGAGGUCCUGGAGCGCCCGUCGCAAUCAGCAAGCCCGCCACUGUUUAAGACGAGAGCAUUAUCCUUCACCGUGAUGGAGAAUGACCCUGUUGGUCACCUGAUCUGCAUCUUGUCAGCGGAAGAUAAGGAUAGCAACCAGCUUUGGUUUGAUAUCACUGCUGGGAAUGAGGAUGACCAUUUUGCUAUCGACAUGAACCGUGGGAACAUCCUUGUUGCCAAACAACUUGACUGGGAAAAGAAGAACAAGUACAACCUGACGGUAUCAGUGACUGAUGGAGUCCAUACAGCAUACACUUGGCCAAAUUACCUCUAUGUGGCAGUCACAGUCCUUGACAUAAACGACAACCGUCCCGAGUUCGCACAGCAGUCCUACAAGGCUGAGAUAUCGGAGAACAGCAAGAUUGGGACAAGUGUUCUUGUUGUAUCUGCCAUUGACCGUGAUGAAGACAAGCGACUAUUCUACACAAUCCACACAGCGACUAAUACAGCAAGUUUGAAGAAAUUUGUCAUCGACUCUGAUACAGCCAGUCCAACCGCAGGUUUGAUCACCACACGAGAGUUGCUCGACCGUGAGGCCAUCCACCACCAUGAGUUGGUCAUCAUGGCACGCGAUCAGGGCACACCCAGCAAGCGCAACUUUGUACGCAUCGUCAUCAACGUUGUUGACCACAACGACCAUGCGCCAGUGUUCCAGUCAGAGGAGUUUAAGGGAAGCAUCUUUGAGACAGCGGCAAUUGGUACUUCUGUUGUACAACUACAAGCGAUUGAUCGUGACAAGGGAAAGAAUGCGGAGAUUACAUUCAGCAUCAUAUCAGCCCCACCCUGGAUCGACACAAGUAAUGUUGGUGGCAUGUUCAAGAUUGACUCCAAAUCUGGUAUCAUCACAAUUGCCAAGGAGCUCGACCGUGACGUCCAGGAUCUCUACACUCUACAGGUGAAGGCUGUUGAUGGGGGUGACCCGGCCUUGAGCUCAACUGGGAAGGUCAAGGUCAUGGUCACUGUCUCUAACAACGCACCACCCAAGUUUGAGCAUGACGAAUAUGCCACGGAACUGAAGGAGAAUCUCCCAGUGAACACGCACGUUAUUCAAGUCUCUGCAGACAGCAUGUCAUCUGUUAUCUACGAGAUCGUCGGUGGAACGUGCAAGGACAAUUUCAUGAUUAAUCCCAACUCUGGAGUUCUAUCUACAAAUGUUGAGUUUGAUUAUGAACAGACACUGUAUUGUAACAUGAGUGUCCAAGCCAUGAAUAUGGUCGGUACGAAAGCCAACACGUCUGUUAUCGUCCAUAUCCUGGACGUAAAUGAUAAUCACCCAGAGUUCAUCAAGAAGGUCUACAUUGGAAAUAUCAGUGAAGCUGCCGGACCUAAUUCUGUUAUCCUAGAUGAGGAGAAUACACCUCUAGUAGUCCGUGCACUUGAUAAUGACACAAAUCUCAAUGCGUUACUCAAUUAUGAAAUCAUUGAGAAGGAAUACCGACUUCUGUUUGACAUCGGCUCCAGUACUGGUGCAUUGCGUAAUAAAGUUCAACUUGAUCGUGAAGUUAGGCAGCAGUAUGAGUUCACUGUGCAAGUCAAGGACAUGGGCACACCAAGUCUGAGCUCAACGAUCCCUGCAAAGGUCAUCAUCAAGAUUCUCGAUAUCAAUGACUCUCCGCCACAGUUUACUCAAGAUGUUUACAUGUCACAGCUCCGUCUGCCGACAUACCAUGGAGUUACCGUGGCAGAACUAGAAACGGAAGAUGCGGACAGCCCUCCAAAUGCUCAGGUCACAUAUCGUAUCAGUGCUGGCGAUCCCUAUAAUAUUUUCAAGGUCGGCGAGAAGACGGGUAUUGUGACAGUUCAGCAGGAGAAAAAUAUAACGGGUGACAUGAGUCUGACAGUGGAGGCAUCAGAUGGCAAGUACAAAGCAAGCGCAUUGGUCCAUGUCGGGGUCCUACGCAGCUUAGACACACACCUCAGCUUCACGAAAGAUGUCUACCAAGGUGAAGUUAAGGAGGAAACACCAGAAGUCCAAAAUAUUGCUGUUAUCAAUGUUGCAGGAUCGGCAUUGAAUCGCCAAUUCAGAUAUCGUAUUAUCAAUCCUAACAACCUGUUCCAAGUUGGUGAGACGUCCGGCGUUGUUCAGACAACAGCUGUAGCCUGUGACCGUGAAGAGAAGGAUUUGUAUCAGAUCAUCGUAGAGGUAACAGAUGAGACAGUGAAAGCGCAGGUGGCUCAUGCGAUUGUUGAGGUGAAGAUAUUGGAUGUGAACGACAAUGCCCCGAAGUUCGUGAACCAGCCGUACUAUGCUGUGGUGUCAGUGGAUGCCAAGAAGGGCGAACUAGUCAAGCAGGUAACUGCCAUUGACCGAGACAUUGGCAUGAAUGGGGAUGUGAAGUACCGGCUCCUCUACCAGAACCAGACAUCAGGAAAGUUCAAAAUAAACGAGCGAACAGGUGCAAUAAUGGUUGAAAAUGGCUUAUCCUCUGAGGAUGAGAGGAGCGGUUUAGUCUUGAUAGUGGAGGCCGAGGAUAAAGGCAUUCCACCAAUGAAGACCAAUGUUUCUGUACCACUUCAAGUCAUCAAUAAAGCAACACCUAUAUUCGACAAGGCAUUCUACACUGCCUCGAUUCCCGAGAACAGCCCGACACACACUGCUGUCAUAAACAUUGAAGCGAGGAGUCCAUACCAGAGAAAACUCAUCUACUCCAUCUCGAAUGGAGACAAAUAUAAUGAGUUUGCUGUUGAUUUUGACACAGACAUGGGUAAAUUAGGGCCAUGUGCAAUUACUGUUGCUGAGAAACUUGACUAUGAAACGACCAGCAAGUAUGAGUUGACUCUCAGAGCAACCGACACAUUCACAGGGAUCCAUGCUGAAGUCCCUGUCACUGUCAGCCUUGAGGACAUCAAUGACAAUGCUCCCUCCUUCUCAAGCCAGUAUUACACCCAGACAAUCAGCGAAGCGACAACUGUUGGUUCAUCGGUGAUGAAGGUAUCAGCCCAAGACCAUGACUCUGGUGUCAACGCGAAAAUACGCUUUGAAAUUAUGCCAUCAGCAAGUUUGAAUGACAGUUUGUACUUCAUGAUUGAUGAGGAUGAUGGCACGAUUAGGACCAAGGAAAUCUUAGACCAUGAACAGAAGGAACAGCUUCAUUUCAUCGUGAGAGCACUUGAUGGUGGAGAACCAACGCUAUUUGCAACCGUUAAAGUGACCAUCAUUGUGACAGAUUUGAACGAUAAUGCACCUGAAUUCGAUAAGCCGAGUUAUGAAACUAUCAUCACUGAUCAGGCUAAAAGAGGACAGUUCGUUACCAUGGUGACUGCCUCUGAUGCAGACAGCACUGAUGAUGGUAACUUGGUGUAUUCUGUUGUGGAGGGCAACCAGAAACAGACCUUUAGUAUCGAGAGUAACACAGGGAUUAUUACGUUAUCGAAACUCCGUAAGCCAGACCUGGAACCGGUUUAUACUCUGAAUAUUUCUGUGACUGAUGGCGUCUUCACAAGUUUCACUCGUGUCCGUAUCGUUGUGCAAAGCUCCAAUCAUUAUGCCCCACAGUUCAGCAACGAUAUCUACAACAUUGAUGUAGCUGAGAAUACUGUGAUUGGUCAGAAGAUUGCCGUGGUAACAGCAUUGGACCGGGAUCGCGGUAACUUUGGCCUCGUGACAUACAGCAUCAAUAGUGAGGAGAGUCGAGAUAUAUUUACUAUUGAUCCCAGCUCUGGUGAAAUGUUCACAAAGACAACUAUCGACCGUGAGUUGAGGGAUGUCUAUGAGAUCCCUGUAGUCGGGGUUGACCAGGGUGGUAGGACAGGGUUUGCUACGGUGAAGGUCACAGUUACCGAUAUCAAUGAUAACAAACCAGAGUUUGUGAUGAAGCAGUACAGGAAUAACGUACAUGUUGAUGCAGAGAUCGGGAAACUUGUCCUCCAGGUGAAAGCGACUGAUGCCGAUCUUGGUGACAAUGCCAAACUGGAGUACAGUAUCUACAGCACUCCCAACACGUCAUUGGUGGCCGGCGAACUGUUCAAGAUAGAAGAAUACUCGGGCAGGAUCAGGGUGAAGAAUAACCUGUCAGACUUUGAGAGCGAACUGAUACCGUUCUUCAUCAAGGUCAUAGACAAGGGUAAACCACCAAAGGAAAACUUUGUCCCUGUAGAAAUCUUCAUCAUGGCCACUGAUUUGUCACCACCGGAAUUCGAACAACGGCAGUAUGAGUACUUCCUCCCAGAAGACACUGCAUUGGGAACCAUCAUUAAUACGAUAACAGCACAGAGCAAUGUUACCAUUGAGUACCAUAUCGUGGCUGGAAAUGUGGGCACCACGAACAACCCAGCAAAGUUCACCAUGAACCAGGAUGGGAAGUUGACUCUUAUUGAGCCACUUGAUCAUGAGGACAUCACCAUCUACAUUCUUACCAUCCAAGCAAAGACAAAGUCCAAACCUCCGCUGGUCGAUUACACCGAGGUGACCAUCCAUGUCAUGGACAACAACGACAACAGUCCCAAGUUCGAGGUCAACCCAUAUUCUGUCAGCAUUGCAGAAAACUCGGAUAUUGGCACCAGGGUCAUACAGGUUAAAGCCAGUGACAAGGACUCUGGACCGAAUGCUGACAUAACUUAUUCCUUUGCUGAUGAUGUUGCAAACAUUGCCAACGUCUUCCACCUGAAUACACAGACAGGGUGGCUGACGACGUUAGUGGAGUUGGAUCGCGAAACCCGGGAAAAGUAUUCAUUCACAGUGAUUGCAAGAGAUAAUGGCUCUCCCAAGAGGUUGUCUGACACAACUGUUAUUGAUAUUGAUAUCUCAGAUCAUAAUGAUGAGCCUCCAGUCUUCAGCCAGAAGCAGUAUACAGGUGCCGUGAAUGAGGAUGCUCUCCCUGGUACUGUCAUCGUGACCAUCUCGUCCACGGACCGCGAUCUCGGCCAGAACGCUCUCGUCAGUUACCACAUCACUGCCGGCGACAAGCUUGGACAAUUCAACGUGAGGCGCACUGGAGAAAUCUUCGUGAAUAAGCAUCUUGAUCGAGAAGUCACGCCGACCUAUGAGUUAACUAUCGAGGCAUCAGAUGGCGCUUUUGUCACUAGUGUGAAUGUAGUGAUUCAUAUUCUGGACGAUAAUGAUAAUGACCCCCAUUGUGAUAAGGCGGCUUGGACCGAUACGGACACAAACGAUACGUUAACUACCAGUAUUGAAUUUUCUGGAUAUAGCGAUGUUUUCUCUCCAAUCUACCAGAGUAUGAUCCCAGAGGACAUUGCAAUGAAUUCUUACAUUGCACGUGUCCAGGCCACAGACAGGGAUGAGAAGGGAACAAGGAAUGCUAGGAUUGAGUACCUACUGGAUGGAAAGGGCUCCGACUCAUUCCUGCUCGAAAGGAAGUCUGGCAUCCUGACCACCAAGAAACAACUGGACAGAGAGACGAUCUCUGAAUUCCACCUGGUGGUGCAUGCUGUGGAUGGCGGAGGCAGAUCCUGUACAACGGACAUGUAUAUCAGUGUGACAGACAUCAAUGACAACCCGCCGCUAUUCACAAUGAAGAAAUACUCUGUGGCAAUUCUAGAAGACGCUGAGGUGAACACGUUGCUGACGCGGGUAGCCGCAACUGACUUGGAUGUUGGUAUCAAUCGUAAGGUCAAAUACAGCUUAGUUGGACGAUAUAGCGACACCUUCCACAUUGACGAGACCAGUGGUAUUGUAAGCGUCAACACAAAUCUGGACAGAGAAUCCCGAUCAGCAUACAACAUCACUCUGAUGGCAAAGGAUCAGGGAACGCCCUCUUUGUCCUCGACAGCCAGGCUAGAGGUUGUAUUACUUGAUGUCAAUGACAACCCACCUGAGUUUGAACGAUCUAUCUACUAUGCCAGCAUCCGUGAGGAUCUAAAGAUUGGGAAUCGUGUGACGACUGUUUAUGCCAUGAGUAAAGACAUCGGUAUCAACGCUGAGAUCUCUUACUCUAUCAUGGGCGGGAAUGAACAGAGCAUGUUCAGGGUCGAUACAACCACUGGAGUUAUCUACUUGGUGCGGAGCCUCGACUUUGAAACUGCCCGUGAAUAUUUCCUGACCAUCCAGGCCAACGAUGGCGGUACCCCCUCGCUGUCUGCUUCUACCAAAGUCAACAUCAAUGUCACAGACUUCAACGAUAAUGCACCAAAGUUUGUGAAACCAUUCUACAUGAAGAAAGUUGUUGAGAAUGUGCGGAGAGGGACGGAGGUCAUAAAGGUUGAGGCUUCGGAUGCGGACAGCAAAGAAAACGGCCAGCUCUCCUACGCAAUCAUUGCUGGAAAUGAUGAGAAACUCUUCUCUGUGAUGGAGAAGGAUGGAACCGUCAAAACGACCGGAAUUCUUGACCGAGAAAAGAAUGACAAGUACAUCCUGAAGAUCGUAGCUGUCGACAGUGGUCUUAAGCGGCUCACCUCUACGGUCCAGCUAACAGUCCAUGUGCUCGACUUCAAUGACAACCCACCUAUAUUUGAGUUGGACAACUACACAGCCAUAGUCCAGGUGGAUGAGGAAGGAAAUAUCAAAGGCCCGAUGUUUUUUGAGGGUGCUGACUAUGGACAUGCAGUCACCCGGUUCAACUUGACCGACAAGGACCUUGACCCUAAUGGCCCUCCGUACAUCUUCGACAUCAAUGCUGGGAAUGAGGAUCGGGCCUUUAGAAUCACUCCAGAAGGGGUGCUGAGCAGCAUCAAGAAGUUCAACAAAGCUUUGAAGGAGACUUAUGAGUUGUCGAUCAGAGCGUUUGACAAUGGCACACCACCAUUGUAUUCCGAUACGAACGUUUAUGUUCGCAUCGUUGACGAGAGUAUGUACGCUCCAGAACUUUUACCACUCUCCUUGUCAGUUAAUUCUUACGAGGAUAAGUUCCCUGGUGGCUUUAUUGGGCAGCUGAAGGCCCGGGAUCGUGAUCUUUAUGAUGAGUUGACCUUCGGCCUUCCAAAUGCUUCCUUUACUCUUUUCGAAGUAGUCGCAGACAGUGGUUUGAUUAUUGCAAACAGUGGUAUUGAUGGUGGAAAGUACAAGUUAAACGUGAGUGUGACUGAUGGAAAGUUCACAACUUACGGCAACGUCAAUGUAGAAAUCCAAACCAUCACAGAUGAAAUGGUUGCUAAUGCAGUCAUAAUGCGUCUUUCGUCAGUCUCACCAAAACAUUUCGUGGCCAGGCUCAAGACUCCUUUUGUCACGACUUUAGCAAAGCAGUUGCAAGUUGAAAUGAAUCAGGUGUUCAUCCUGGGUAUUCAACCGGCCCCGAGGAAUAUCGAUGGUGCAGUUAGGUAUCGCCGAGAUGUGAAUGAGGACUUGGACAUUCUGUUGGCGGUGGAGAAAUCUGUGGAUAACUUCUAUCGGAAGAACCCGCUGAAGCGUCAACUGGAACGAGCAGCACCUCUGAUAGAGAAAGCCAUAGGGGUACCAGUCGGGAAGGUUUUCAAUGAUGUGUGUACGAGCGAGUUGUGCAAAAAUGGAAGAUGUGUCAGCGUUGUCGAGUUUGACAAAUCACAGAUGGUACAAGUGAAGACAGACGAUGGUGCCACCUACUCCAGCUUGAAGCAUGAGCUCACUCACAAAUGUGAAUGCAAGGAUCACUUUGGAGGUACUCGAUGUGAGAUUGCCCUCAACAAGUGUGCAGGCGACCCAUGUCCUCACUUCAAGGUGUGCGAGCCGGAUGAGCUGCAGGGUUUCCAGUGCUUGUGUCCACCGGGCAAGACAGGACCAAGGUGUGACAAGGAUAUCUUCAGAUGUAGUGAUAAUGAUCCAGAGUGUAAGAAGCCACAACAAAUGGUACCCAAUGCAAUGAGUUUCCGUGGCAAAGGUUACGUGCUAUGGAGCAUCCUCCAGCCGAUUGAGAGGCAACUGACAAUAUCCCUCUACAUCAGGACGCUGCAGAAGAACUCCAUCAUUCUAUUCGCUGGCAAGCUUGACAGAUUUAUCUUGGAGAUGAUCGAUGGUCUGAUCCAGUACCGCUUCGACCUCGGCAGUGGUGAGGGAAUUGCACAGGUCAACUACUACAUCAAUGAUGGUCACUGGCACCACAUCAAAAUCAUGCGGAGCCGCAACACAGCCGAGCUAACAGUCGAUAAGAAGUACACCGCCCAGGCAAUCGCGCCGGGUUACAGUGCCAGCAUGAAUAUAGAGAACAACGCUGUUUAUUUUGGCGCUCAGGUCACAGCUCUGAAUCAUGGAUACUCAAAUGCUAUCAAAGGAUUUGAAGGCUGCAUGAAGGAUGUUUUGAUUAACAAUGAGAGCCCACCGAUGGGCGGGAAGAACAACAUUGCCAUCUUGCAGCAGAUGAAUAAAGUCAAACUGCAGUGUGACGAAGAGAUGAUAGGUCCAUGUGUUAGCUCCCCGUGUCGAAACCGUGGCACGUGUGAGAAUAGGGGGGCUGAUUUCAUCUGCCACUGUACAAGUCGGUUUGUUGGACAGCGAUGCGAGAUUGACUUAAACCCUUGUGCAUCUAAACCUUGUAUGAAUAAUGGUGACUGUGAGAAUCUCUACAACGACUACCUGUGCCACUGCAAGAGCCAGUUCUCUGGCAAGAACUGUGACUAUGGCUACUACUGCAACCCUAACCCAUGCCACAAUUUUGGAAUAUGUCACGAGGGUAAAGCGGGACCUUUCUGUACCUGUCGAGGGUUCACUGGUAAAUUCUGUGAUCUGGACAUUGAUGAAUGCCUUGAGGCCCCUUGUAAGAAUGGGGGCACCUGUAAGAAUACCCCAGGAGCUUUCAACUGUAGCUGUCCACCAGAGGCCAAAGGACAUCGGUGUGAGGAGGUCAACCUCUCAUCGAUUACGUCAACAGGGAUCAACAUCUCGAUGGAUGAAUUAUAUGGCAUUAUUGGUGUUUGUGUUGGGCUACUGAUCAUUGUGAUAAUCAUUGUAGUCGUCUGUCGAUGGAAGCGGCGGAGAUAUGCCAGACAUCGCCAUUUGGAUGGUGAGGGUUCACACGCGAGAUCCAAUGACAUCAUCCUCAACCACACGUCUGAUUUUAAAUCAGGGAAGAUGAGUAACUUGGACGUCGCCACGUCAAAGAAUAAUCCUAACAUUCCACCGAGUCCAAAACCACCACCGAUUCCGAAUCGACCUGCCUCCUACUGCCCAAGUGGUCAAGACUCGAUGCAUACGCUUAAUAACUUCGACACAAUAAGGAAUUAUGGUAGUGCAGCCGAUGAGUUGGAAAGCAUCCAUAAUCAACCAAUUUAUACCGAGUUCUUACAGAACCUGAAUUUGAAUCAGAAUCUGCAGAAGCAUUUGCAGCGGGCUCCUUACAAUACGGAUGGCUCUGAUUCUGACUCGUUAUGUAAACCACAGUGGGAGCUGGACUAUCCAAACAUCGUGGAAAACCUUGACAGAGGUAAAUGGCAUUUACCAGACAAGUACCUGAAAGCCUCCCCGGCCUACAGACAGGCUACUGUCGCCAAUUUGAAGAAUCCCAAGGAGACACCCACUAAACAGAUCAACAACGGUUCUAUAAGCAGCCUGCCGGUCUCCGAGAAUGAAGAGGAUUUACCAGCACCUCCUUGUUCAGAUGAAGAGUACAUCGCUAUCAUGAGAAAUAUCAAGGGUUAUCAUUGGGAUACAUCAGACUGGGCUCCCAACCCUGCCCUCCACAACAUCACCGAACUCCCCGUAAGAGAAGUCUUAGAUCACAGCGGCAGUGACACAACACGAAGCAGCAAUAGCAAUGCCACCGUUCAUGAGGUCAAACUCCUCACUGACGUCAGUGACAACGAGUUCUUAGAAAAUGGCUCGGAAUACGUGGGAGAUUCCGAAUGUGCCGGAGAUUCUGAAUUUGCUGAUAACUCUGACAAUGAGGAGUCUGACUACCCCAAUGGAAUUGAGGACUAUAAUCAAUUCUUAGGGACCCCCUCUGGUCUUAAUUAUGAAGACCUACGCAAGCAUGACUAUAAUGCCCAUUUGAAUAACUAUCUACCCACCUACAGUAUCUCAAACGUGUCCAUGUCGGAUGUAAUGGACGGACAGAGUGAGCUGAGUGAUAAUGUGCAAUACACAGAUGAUGAUCUGGAUAACCGUGAGAUGGAUGGUAAUCUCAGUGAGUUCACGGAUCUUGAGAACAAUGAUGAUGAUGUGACUCAGCGAUUGUUACAGCCGGAGACGACGGGGCCGGUCGCCGGUCGAUCCUCGCCGACUAUGUCUGAUAUAUCUGGUUUAUGUGAUAUAGACGAUAGCGAGGCACCAAGUGAGGAUGAGGACAAUGAGGGGACGAGGAUGGUCGGGUCACGUCUUCAUACACAGGUGUGAGGUUGCUGUAUAAGGUCAGGCAGAGCUGGGCCUAUCAUACUGCGUACCUCUUUUGAAGUACCAAAACCAUAAUGUGUACAUUUACCCUCGUAACUACUUUAAUACAGAUAGUUGCCUCACCUUAAACUCGUCAUACAUUACUUAUCAAUAGAUUGUAGUUAUUUCUGGUCAUCUAUGAUAUUUCAUGCAUAUUUGAUGACUGUCAACUGUGAUCUUGAUGUUAGCAUUGUUUCCAAGGUUACCGGUACCAUUGUCUUUUAUCACUGUAUUUGGGAAUAUGUUUGAUCAUUCUGUUGGGCAACAAAGCUCUGAAUAACUUUUUAAUAUUUUCGGGCGAUUCUUACUUACUGCAUGAAUAUCUCUCGGCAGUGGCCCAAAUAGUGUUGAAUACUGAAGUUAAACGUGUUGUGAGAGUUUUUAUACAGUAUGUUUAUAGAAAUUUACUCUUAUCGUUCAAAGUUCAAAAACUCGGAAAAAUAAGCAUAAUCAAGCUAAGGUAAUUAGCCGCAGUCAUUGUAGAGUGAAAUGUUAUAAUGUAUCAAGACCAACCAUGUCAUUGUGUGCUUAUUUAUAAAUAUUUGAUCGGUAUUAACCAAGAGGCUUUCUUCCCUUCUGAAGUUCUUUAAUUUAACUCUAGCCUCUGGUUGUAUGCAGAGGCUUAGUUUCGGAGGGGUUUCUUCUCGAUGUGAUUGAAGAUCAUGGGUAGCAAUUGGAUAAUCGUCGACACUGCUUGCAAAGCUGAUGAUGUUGAAGUAUUAUUAAAAAGCUCUGAAGACAAAUGUCUAAUAGAUUAGACUUUUUAAACUGCUGUAUAUAAUAAAUACAAAGGUGAUAUAAGAAGUGAUGGAUAAGUCCUUGAAUGCUGCUGCAGUUAAGCUAUUAUACGAUGUUAUGUAAAGUUUCAGGAGGAUAUACUGUGACGUUCAGCUCAGGAUUAGAAGGGAUGCGUUGAUUAGUUGCUCCAAUCUAAAGAUUAGAUGUUUUCCAUAUGAUCUGUUUCUACUGAAGUGGCCAACAUUUCCUGUGCUAGGAGGUUAGGGUCAGCUUGCAUGGUGACCUGUCAUACAGAUACACCACUCUACACAAGCGUUUCCUGACGGUUGGCACCAACAGUGGGUGGCUUGAAAAAUUAAAGUUGUUGUCAAAUUUUCUUUUCGAUUUUUUGUGGUUGGUCAGAUAAGAUAUGAUUAAGGCCUGUUUGUGCUGUGCUUGUUAACUUGUCCACUGCCCUGUCAAGUCAUUUAAUGAACAAGUUGUUGGUCUUAUUCUGAUGAUUUGAAGUAUUGAAAAUGUUAAUAAAGUCAAACCGCCACAUUGUCAGCAUACUCAUGACUCAAUACUACACAAACUUAUGUGAUGUAAAUAUCUGUGUAUAUAUAUUUCCAUACUACAGAUAAGCCUUUGUGUGUUCUUGUUCUUUUUGUACCGUUUUUAAACUCAAUGAUAUACAUGUAAUGUGCAUGUGGUGUGAAUGAUAAUGAUGAGUUUAUGUUCUUUCUUAUUGAAGUAUAUGUUUGUUGGUUGUUGUUCGUAACAAUUCUUUCAGAGACGAGCACCACGAUAUGAGUACUUGUAGCUUAUCUGUAGUAUUGAAAAUGGAGGCAACUAGAUGAUAGAAGUGAAGUUUCUCUGUCCAUAUGAAUUCUCUUGCACAGAAGGAAAGAAUCUCUCAAUGGUAUGGCAAGCAAACGUGUUGUUUUCUCUUGAAAUGGUUUUGAACCUGAUAUAGGCCUAACGUUGGCCUACUUUGCUUGAUGAUUCUGAAUCUGCCAAGCAGUUGAGUGGUUCCAUAAACCAAGCCAUUAACUCAGCAGGUGUGAGUAUGGCCUGUAUGGCCCAAAACUACUCCAGGAAAACACUCCAGGAAGCCCAUGUGGCCUUGUACCAUUCUAUCGCUUGUCGAAGUUUGCCUUGGAAAUCUUUUCCUUCUGCGUGGGCUAUAAUUUACCUCAUUUAGAUAGUGUUUGUAUAUAGUUGCAUACAGGUUCAGAACUGUUUUCAUGCCAUAUUUAGGAGUAUGUAUGUACUUGAAAUGGUGGAGGAGUGGGACCCAAAAAGGUAAACAUGGUCCCACUCCUCCACCCAAAGGUCCCAAUACUCCACCACCUGGUGGAGGAGUGCGACCAGGGUGGAGGAGUACGACCAGGGUGGAGGAGUACGACCAGGGUGGAAGAGUGGGACCUUUUGGUGGAGUUGUGCGACCAGGGUGGUGGAGUAGUGGGACCAGGCUGGUGGAGGCAUUGACCAGGGGUUAACCAGACAAGAUAUCUAAAAAUCAAUCAAUGAGAACAUCAUCAGUUUGGAUUGCAACAAAUCCUUGUUGACCAUAAAAUCGUUGCAAUUUCCGGUUAACCCCCUGCGGUUACUAGGAUUUCCGUUUUUUUUACCAAAACACUUUUUCCCUUCCUGUUGCUGAGUCUGAAGGCAUUGGUUUUAGAAAUCAGGUGAACUACCGCAUAAAAAUCCAAUUGUUUUAGUUUCUUCCUGCAACGUCAAGUUGUUUGAGCCAAUAGCUAGAAUCAUGUGGCAUAGAUGUGUGGUUGUGGUGUUAUUUGUAACGUCCGACAUUUGACAUGUCAAACAACUAGUAAACAAACAAGGGUCAGCGUAUGAUAGUCGUAGGGUGGAUCAAAAAGGUUUUCCAUUAAUACUUGUAAACAGUUUGUUGUUGUCAAUUACAGCUACGUCUUUAACAAAUGUUAACUUAUAUUACAUGAUGUUUCUACCUGAAAAGGGGUUGAGAACAGGUAGCAAAGGAGUCGAUCAUGUGCACCUUGAUUUGUAAGACGUGAUUGAAUGUGCCUGUGUGGUGGCUCUGACUCGUGUCAGUCACCACCCUGGAGAGGCCGCUCCCCAACUUGUUGAGAAUCCCAUUUGUUAAGACUGGCCUCUCACCCUACCAAGCUAGCCUAACCUGGGAAGGACACACAAGAAUGUGCCCAUCACAAUUAAAGCUUGCCAAAAUGUGAGCGUGGUAAUUACAUGUAUACUAGGGGGAUAUAAUGUAUACGUUUAAAGUAACCUGGUCAAUUAAGGCCGACUGGCUUGGUAAGUUGGGAGGCCUGCCUGAUUCUCUACAAGCUGGCCAACUCAUGCUUCUGGGUGGUCAUAGUUCAUAUAAGUAACGCCAGUCAGUUGACUUGGAGAAGAAGCAUGUUUGAAAUGUGCAUUUUAAUUUUCAAAUUUACAAGGCCAGUUACAUGUACUUGCAUGUUAGGGUGGGUUAAUUGUAAAUAGUCACAAUAUAAUAUUUAGGACUUGUGAUGGUUCUCGCCUGUUUUAACAAUUAGUCAGAGCACCAGGCCAGUAUCAGUGAUGAGUCUUAUCCAGGAUCUAAGGUUAAUCACAUUUUAUCAAACAAUGCUGAUGUGUGCAUGUUUUCAGUCAUAAUCUAACAGACUAAAUGUUGAAGUUGAGGUUAACUGCAGGUCUGUGACGUGGCUCUCUGUUGUCAUGUCGUAUUGUUGGAGGUUUGGAAUAAGAGAAAGUAGUAAUAUUUGUAUAUUUUCUAUGAGGUUCUAUAAGAUUCCAGUAUUUGUACAAUCAGGAGGAGAAACUUGGAGGGUUGAGAGAUUGUGAUUAGCAUGUGACGCGUUACCAUGGUUACAUGCCAUUGUCUCUUUGUUUUCUAAUGAAAUAAAGACGCCAUAGAUAUAAUGAUAA
Lineus longissimus is the source of this 18182-nucleotide messenger RNA. Its product is annotated as protocadherin Fat 1-like. Gene Ontology annotation, molecular function: cadherin binding; calcium ion binding. The record is from RefSeq and is a predicted model, not a curated record. The coding region runs from base 150 to 14519 and encodes 4789 amino acids. Gene Ontology annotation, biological process: cell-cell adhesion mediated by cadherin; adherens junction organization; cell morphogenesis. NCBI's taxonomy places the organism in Eukaryota, Metazoa, Nemertea, Pilidiophora, Heteronemertea, Lineidae. The transcript has 42 exons. Gene Ontology annotation, cellular component: plasma membrane; catenin complex; adherens junction.